Spodoptera littoralis (African cotton leafworm) is the source of this 354-nucleotide messenger RNA. Lineage: Eukaryota; Metazoa; Arthropoda; Insecta; Lepidoptera; Noctuidae. The record is from the annotation of a GenBank genome assembly.
AUGGCUCAUCAGUUUUGGAUAUCGUAUCACCCACCGACUGGAAAUAAACAUGCGUCUAGUGGAGAUGAGACCCCACCAAUACCGGAAGAAGAACUUGAGCAACAGAAACUUGAACACGAAAAGCAACUUCAAAAGGAAAAGGAGUGCCAAGCGAGAGAGGCGGAGGAAAUCAGGCAACUUGAUAUUAAGCUUCUUCAUCAGCGGGCCAUUGAAGCGGAGGAGGACAAAAAGAGAGAAGUAACUGUGUUAAUACAGUGCGUUCAGUAUAAUAUGUUGUCCUCUGAAAUGGUAACACGUAAACUGUGUCCCUAUAUGUCAAUAACAUUCAUGCGAAAAAAUGACAAAUUAUGUUAA